CUCACUCAUUGCUUCACUCCGUUUUCUUCACAAUCCCAAAGCAAAGAUGGCUCUCGAAGCGAUGAACUCUCCGACCGCAACCGCCGCGCCCUCGCGGUGGUUCGACGACAGCGCCGCCGACACCCACAGCCUGGAGCCGUGGACCAAGCGGAAGCGUUCCAAGCGCCCUCGCAGUGAAACCCCACCAACCGAGGAGGAGUACUUGGCUCUCUGCCUCAUCAUGCUAGCUCGCGGCGGCGUCGCCGCCUCCAGCGCCACCGCCAACACAACUGACCGGCGUACUGAUCAGUCUCCUCCUCCAGCUGCGAACCAGUACAAGUGCAGUGUCUGCGACAAAGCUUUCCCCUCCCACCAGGCGCUCGGCGGCCACAAAGCCAGCCACCGGAAACACGGCGGCGCCGAAGAACAGGCUUCCAGCUCCACCGGCCCCUUCGUCAGCGCGCUGAACCCCAGUGGCAGGACCCACGAGUGCUCCAUCUGCCACAUGAGCUUCCCCACCGGCCAGGCCCUCGGUGGCCACAAGCGCCGCCACUACGAAGGCGGCAACCACCACCACCACAGCAGCGCCGCCACUAUCUCGUCAGAAGCCGCCGGCUCGAGCCACAGCCACAGCCACCGCGAAUUCGACCUGAACCUGCCGGCCAGCCCCGAAUUAUGCUUGGAGCUGAGCGUCGGCUGUGACGGAAAAAGUCAGCUUUCCCGCGACCAAGAAGCCCAGAGUCCUCGACCCACGAAGAGAUCUCGUUUAUCCUCUGAUUCUUCACAAGAUUGAUUGAUUGAUUAGUUUCAGAUUAGGAAUUCAAUUUCUAGUAACUUUUCCCUUCUUUUUUUUUUAAUUUCAUGUAGUUAUUUAAAUUUAGUCAUCAGUCAUUAGGGCAUUCAUUCAUUUAUUGGUUCCUUGGUCGAAUUAUUAUGAUAAAUUCUCAUUUUAAUGAA
Molecule: messenger RNA, 936 nt
Organism: Diospyros lotus (date-plum)
Lineage: Eukaryota; Viridiplantae; Streptophyta; Magnoliopsida; Ericales; Ebenaceae
Product: zinc finger protein ZAT10-like
Exons: 1
Coding region: 47-772 (241 amino acids)
Molecular function (GO): DNA-binding transcription factor activity
Source: RefSeq, a predicted model, not a curated record